AGAGCAUCACCAGCCCAUACCUGACGACCUACAUGUACUUCUUCGCAUACUAUAUCGGUACCUUCCUGUCUUCCUCAAUUACGCGGUCUCAUCUUCACGCAGCGCAAGAUGAGCUUGUAACCUUUGCUUUUCGACUGAGAGGUGCGAGCGAGAAGCGGUAUGGGGCAGACGUGGUCGGUGUCGUGAAGAAGCAUCUCGAUCCUCGCAGCAAGACAUGGGCUCGGCUGUGCAUCGACCCACGCAGCUAUGAGAAAGGAAAGUGUCAAGCUGCGGGCAAGGAAAGUGAAGUUCACCACGCCGUCCAGAUCGCCGACGCACCUUUUGCGCUGUCCAGAGCCUUCUUCGCCAUGGAAAUGGAAGGAAUCGCAGCAUUCGCUCGCCUCGCUGUCGGUCCUGCAAGUCUCGCAACAGCAGCGAAAGAAGUCUUCAUUGCGGCACCUGUCGACAUCUCCUACAGCACAUCUCGCCUUCGCGCUCGUCAUCCAAGCAAUCUCCACGUCCUGCUCCCAAAGCUUGAGGUCACCGAAGAGAAUAUAACAAAUCGAAUUCAAGGCCUGAUGAUGGGCGUCCUCGAGCGUGUGCGACAAGAGCAUGGCAACCCUACCUUUAGCUCGAACGAGAAGCAGAUGUGGAAAGAUGUCGUCAAAGCCUGUUCCUGGGCUCUCAAGGGCUGUGAGGGCAAGAUGCCGGACAAGAUCGCGGAGAAAGUCAAGUUCGUGCAGGAGAAACUUACAAAGGGGACUUGGGGCUACGUUGUUGGUGCGCCGGGCGAUGAGGCGAAGGCAGUGCCUGCUGGUGAUGGUUCGGGGGCGGCGAGUGCGAAUGCAGCAGCACAUGCGGCGUUCUCUGGCGCUGGUACUGGGGCGUAUCAACAAGGAUAUGGACAGCAGAGAGUGCUAAUGACGAAUGGGUAUGCUGGGCAUGGACAGCAGGGCAUGAUGGAACUUCCUGUCCCACAACAGGCAAACUACUAUCCUCAGAAGCCUCAGGCGUAUGCACAGAGUCAGCGACAGGGUGGGCAGAUAGGUUUGGGUCCAGCGGUGCAUCAAGGGCAUGCGAGUGCGCAUGGUCAGGGUCAUGCAAACGGGUACGGGCACGGUGUGCCACCGCCUGAGUAUAGACACGCGCAGCAGGUGCCAGGUGGAUAUCUACCAACGCCGCAGGACGGGUCUCUGCAGAUGAGGAGGCAGCAGUGGUGAGGAAUGAUGGCUUGUACAGUUUUCUUGCGUGGUGCUUGGCUAGAUGUGCCGUCCUGGUCUACCCAGAAAUUCAGUAAUCGGUG
This is a messenger RNA of Didymella exigua CBS 183.55, 1282 nucleotides long. RefSeq lists its product as uncharacterized. The transcript has a single exon. The coding region runs from base 33 to 1199 and encodes 388 amino acids. Lineage: Eukaryota; Fungi; Ascomycota; Dothideomycetes; Pleosporales; Didymellaceae. The record is from RefSeq and is a predicted model, not a curated record.